This is a messenger RNA of Haemonchus placei, 273 nucleotides long. The record is from the annotation of a GenBank genome assembly. NCBI's taxonomy places the organism in Eukaryota, Metazoa, Nematoda, Chromadorea, Rhabditida, Trichostrongylidae.
AUGGCUAACCACAAUGGCGCAGACCAGAAUUCGCAGCGUGAUGAGAGGGCCCUAGCGGCUACUCAUGAAAUAUGUUGUUCCGUGUGCGGUGGACAGCAGUGGUAUGAGUACGUGAACCGUUUAACGGAAGCCGUUGCAAUUGCGCAAGCUCAAGCGCAAGCUGAGGCGGCCUACAGUAGGCAAUUGCACAGCGAGCGCCAGAUGCUACUAAUCGCAUUUGGAGAGGCGAUUCAUCACAUGUGUAGGGUCAGACAACGUUUGGAGGUAAAUUAG